Drosophila bipectinata is the source of this 1475-nucleotide messenger RNA. It is a transcript of the gene Pdhb, whose product is annotated as Pyruvate dehydrogenase E1 beta subunit. The record is from RefSeq and is a predicted model, not a curated record. Gene Ontology annotation, molecular function: pyruvate dehydrogenase (acetyl-transferring) activity. NCBI's taxonomy places the organism in Eukaryota, Metazoa, Arthropoda, Insecta, Diptera, Drosophilidae. Gene Ontology annotation, biological process: pyruvate decarboxylation to acetyl-CoA.
AUUCCCAUUGCAGUAUUUUCUCUUUUUGGUAUUUUGUAUAGCUGUAGCAAGGUUGUCUGGUCACAUUGUUUCCACUGCAAAAUUUCGGGACGGAAGUCGCUGGAAACGAACGAGUAAGCCGCACCGGAAAGUAACCAAGAAAGCCAUGAUGAUCCGAUCCCGCCUCACACAGGCGGCCCAGGCCGCUCAGCGUGCGUUCUCCACCAGCCCGAAAGCGAUGGCCGCCAAGCAGAUGACCGUGCGGGAUGCCCUCAACAGCGCCCUGGACGAGGAGCUGGCCCGCGACGACCGUGUCUUCUUACUCGGCGAGGAGGUCGCCCAAUACGACGGCGCCUACAAGGUGUCUCGUGGCUUGUGGAAAAAGUACGGCGACAAGCGUAUCAUCGACACGCCAAUCACAGAAAUGGGCUUCGCUGGAAUCGCCACUGGAGCUGCCAUGGCUGGACUUCGUCCUGUUUGCGAGUUCAUGACCUUCAACUUUGCCAUGCAGGCUAUUGAUCACAUCAUCAACUCGGCCGCCAAGACCUUCUACAUGUCGGCUGGUGCCGUCAACGUGCCCAUUGUGUUCCGUGGUCCCAAUGGCGCUGCUUCCGGAGUGGCUGCCCAGCACUCCCAGUGCUUUGCCGCCUGGUACGCCCACUGCCCGGGCUUGAAAGUGAUCUCACCCUACGACACUGAAGAUGCUCGUGGUCUGCUAAAGGCCGCCAUUCGGGAUCCUGAUCCGGUGGUGUUCCUGGAGAACGAGCUGAUGUACGGCACGGCAUUCCCUGUUGACGACACCAUAACCGACAAGAACUUUGUUAUACCCAUCGGCAAGGCAAAGAUUAUGCGUCCUGGCAAGGACAUCACCAUUGUGGCGCAUUCCAAGGCUGUUGAGACAUCGCUGCUCGCUGCCGCUGAGCUCGCCAAGAAGGGCAUCGAGGCGGAGGUCAUUAACCUACGCUCCAUUCGGCCCUUGGACACCGCGACUAUUUUUGCCUCCGUCAAAAAGACCCACCACCUGAUCACCGUGGAGAACGGCUGGCCUCAGCACGGUGUUGGAGCUGAGAUUUGCGCCCGCAUCAUGGAGGAUCAGACCUUCUUCGAACUUGACGCCCCCGUGUGGCGCUGCGCCGGUGUAGAUGUGCCCAUGCCGUAUGCCAAGACUCUUGAGGCUCAUGCGCUGCCCCGUGUUCCCGAUCUGGUCGAUGCAGCACUGAAGGUGCUGGGAGGAAAGGCUGGAAAGGCGGCUGCAGCUGCUAAGUAGAGAUUAUCGUCUUGCACCCCGAGUUAUCUAAAUUUACAGUCCUUAUCGAAACGCUGCCUCUGGUCUAACCGAGCUGCCACCCAAAUUAGCGCACCGAAUCCGAAAACGGGAAACAGAAUGGUUUGGAAAUUCAAAAGCACCUAGGGUUAUUUUUUAUUUUCGAACGAUCUAGUUGAAUUAUUUGAUUAUGGAAAUCUCUUCUGAAAAUAAAAGGAAAUUACAAACGAUA